AUGCUCGUCAAGAUUUCCACCCUUACCGUUGCAGGAGUAGCUGGUCUAAUUUCUUUCGCGGGACAGGCGCAGGCCACGCCUCCGGACCUGAGCUUCCUGUGCGACAAGAUCCCCGAGGUCUGCACCAACAUGUGCUGGGCCACCCGCUGCGCGAGCCCAAGCUUUCCGCAGACGCUGACCUUUGACUUUCCGAGCGACGACAAGAAGGAAGAGCGCCGCAAGAGCGCCGGGUGCGCCAACGGCAACAAGUGCAACAAAGGCAAGUCGGGCGCGGGUCACCGCGGCGACGGCUACGAGUCGUGCGACGAGUAUCCUUUUGCGAGCACAAAGGAGGCCGACAAGGGCCACCAGGUCUCGCGCUGCGUGCCCGGAAAGCAGAACAGCUCCCAAGGCGGCAAGGUGGGUGCCCUCCAGAAGAAGUGGCAGAAGGAGGGCAAGACGAGCUUCCUGAUCGGCUUCGGCAACCCGGGGGCCAAGGGCGUAAACUUCUGCAACAACGAGCCCUGCAAAAACGACGGCUGGGAAGUACAGGACGCCAAGAUCUCGAAGCGUGACGAGGCACCGCUCUUCAAGUACUACCGUACCAGGGCCGGCAUGGUCCUGGCCUCCCUCUCGCCCGUCAACAUUCCCUCCAACUUCACCCGUGAGACCCACGAGGCGGACAAGGUGGACGAUACCUUUGAGCUCUGGACUGAGGUUGACAACGAGAUUGGUGAGCAGCACAUGAUUCAGGACACUGUCAUGGAGGAGCUUCCCUGGGAUCACUUCCUGAACUAA
Akanthomyces muscarius is the source of this 777-nucleotide messenger RNA. RefSeq lists its product as uncharacterized. The coding region runs from base 1 to 777 and encodes 258 amino acids. The transcript has a single exon. The record is from RefSeq and is a predicted model, not a curated record. Lineage: Eukaryota; Fungi; Ascomycota; Sordariomycetes; Hypocreales; Cordycipitaceae.